AUGGAUCGAUUCAUGAAACCUGACAGACUUGAGUGUGAUGAUUUUGAACAAGCAACAAGUAUUCUCGAGUCUAUCUACAUAAAACCAAAGAAUGAAAUAUUUGCCAGACACAUUUUGUCAACACGAAAGCAAAAACCAAGUGAAACAAUAGAUCAAUUCCUCAAUGAACUUAAAAAUUUAUCUAAGGACUGUAAGUUCACUGCUGUUACAGCUGAGCAAUAUAAAUCUGAAAUGAUUCGCGAUGCGUUUAUAAAUGGCUUACUCUCCAAUAGUAUACGCCAACGUUUACUAGAAAAUAAAAUAUUAGACCUUUCAUCAGCCUUUGACCAAGCCAGAUCUUUAGACGUGGCCCAACAAAACUCAAACUUAUACUCACAAUUGACUAUACCUACCUCUGCCUCUAUUCAGGAAAUCAAAUCACCUUUACAAAAACAGUCCAUGACUGAUAAUCACUUAGCUGCUACAGCAAAAUCAAAACAAUUAUCAUCUAAUGUUUCUGCUGCUAUUCCUAAAAUUGAUGAUGAUUACUUCUGUGCCACCAUAUCAGCUUCAGCAAACUCUUUAUUCAGAGUUUGUCAUAACAUCAUUAUUAAUGAUAGAUAUAAAGCAGAAGCAUUAAUUGAUAGUGGAAGUACAAACAAAAGUUUUAUAAGCAACAAACUAGUGACUCUACUCCAUUUAAAUAUUAUUUAUGAACAGAGUGUAAUUGGAAUGGCAUCAGCUGCCUUAUCUGCAAAAUCAGAUGGAUAUUGUUAUGUCUCAAUAACUCUUCAAAACAAAAUCUAUAACAAAGUCAAGUUGCAUGUGCUGGAUAACUUAUGUGUAGUUGUUAUCUUUGGCACAGAUUUUCAAGAGUUGCAUGAAAGUAUUACCAUCAAGUAUGGUGGGAAAAGACCACCCAUAACAUUUGCUGCUUUAAUAACAAUGAAAACUGAACCUCCUGAAUUAUUUGCUAAUCUCAUGUAA
Molecule: messenger RNA, 966 nt
Organism: Hydra vulgaris (swiftwater hydra)
Lineage: Eukaryota; Metazoa; Cnidaria; Hydrozoa; Anthoathecata; Hydridae
Source: RefSeq, a predicted model, not a curated record